AUGACGCAAAAAUUUUACGUUACCUAUAAUCAGGUGCACAAACUGUGCCAGGCAUCUGCUGAUCAGAUUCUGAAUACCUUUCACCCUAACCUCAUGAUCGCUAUUGGUGGCGGUGGUUACGUCCCGGCUCGUAUUUUGCGGUCCUUCCUCAAGCAAUCUGGCGAACCCAACAUCCCUAUUCAGGCUAUCGGUUUAUCGCUCUAUGAGGACCUCGGUCGUGGUGACCCAGAAGAAGUUCCUGGAACCAAGGUUACUCGCACUCAAUGGCUGGACCUCAGCUCUCUGGAAAUGGCAAACCUCAUUGGCAAGAACAUUCUCAUCGUCGACGAAGUUGAUGAUACCCGUACGACACUAGAAUAUGCUGUUCGCGAGCUCCAAAAAGAUGUGGAGCUGGCCCAGAAGCAGCUCGGGAGAGAGGGCGAGAAGACAAACUUCUUUGUUUUCGUCCUUCACAACAAGAACAAGUCAAAGAAGGGUGUGCUACCCGCCGACAUGAUGGAGUCGCAUCGGUAUCAUGCCGCAGUCACGACCGACGAUGUUUGGAUUUGUUACCCAUGGGAGGCUAAGGAUAUUGACGAACACGACCGGCUGGCCGAAGAAAAUCCGAUUAUUUAA
This is a messenger RNA of Aspergillus melleus, 615 nucleotides long. RefSeq names its product xanthine phosphoribosyltransferase (gene HPT1). Bases 1 to 615 code for a protein of 204 amino acids. Gene Ontology annotation, biological process: hypoxanthine metabolic process; IMP salvage; XMP salvage. The record is from RefSeq and is a predicted model, not a curated record. Gene Ontology annotation, molecular function: hypoxanthine phosphoribosyltransferase activity. The transcript is spliced from 5 exons. Gene Ontology annotation, cellular component: cytoplasm. NCBI's taxonomy places the organism in Eukaryota, Fungi, Ascomycota, Eurotiomycetes, Eurotiales, Aspergillaceae.